Messenger RNA from Xylona heveae TC161, 1896 nucleotides. RefSeq lists its product as hypothetical. NCBI's taxonomy places the organism in Eukaryota, Fungi, Ascomycota, Xylonomycetes, Xylonales, Xylonaceae. The record is from RefSeq and is a predicted model, not a curated record. The transcript is spliced from 4 exons. Gene Ontology annotation, cellular component: endoplasmic reticulum. The coding region runs from base 126 to 1502 and encodes 458 amino acids.
CCUUAAACUCAACUCGCCUGAAUACCUAGCUUAUCGAUCCUCUCUACCUCGUCCCGAACACCUUCAAGCCACUUCAACACUGGGAUUACCUCCACAAUCCUAGUGAUAUCCAUCAUCCCAACAAGAUGAAGCUGCGCUCCAGCUGGCUUCUCGCCAGCUCGCUGUGUGUCGCAGGUGCCGCGGCCACGUCUGCCCCAGUUUACACUUUCAAUGUCGAUUCGACCGAAGCUCCUGCUCACAAGAAACUGAGUCCUGAGACGGCAAGACUAGUACUGGCGCAAAGAUUGGGACUCUCCGAAUACCACAGUCUAUCAGGGCUCACCGACGAGUCUGUACGCGAUGUAAACGACUUUGGCGGCAAGCAGGCGUCGCUGUUCGAUGACGUCGCCAAGGGUUCUCGGAAAUCUCGAUUACUGGUCAUGGUGGAGGGCGUCAAGGACGUCAAAGACCUCGUCCCCAGCGAUACAGCUCCCGCAUUCAGCAUCAAACACGCGCAAUGCUCAGAUGUCAACGAGAGACUCAUGUCAGAUCUCUCCGCCCAGAACGUGGACAGUGGAAAUGGAGAAUACUGCAAUCUGGAGAAGAAGGACUCUUUCUGGGGCCUUGAAGCUUCUUUUGCCAGAUGUUCCGCUAUUCCAGAGCGUCACCAAGAUUUGGUGCUCGAUGACACCACUACCGGAAUCGAGGGCUUUCAGACAUUAGUAUCCGCUGAUGUCUUUGGCAUUGGCAACGGCGCCAAAACAAACACCAUCAUCCACCUCCGAAGUCUCGAGACAAUUGCCAAGAAGCACGGUGUCACUAGUCGCGCCUACAAGGACGCCGUUAAGCUCCUUUCGAAGGCCAUCGCUUCCCUCCAGACGCAAGCCGAAGGCGGUCUGCUCGAGAGCACCAUUGUCCUCAACCCUGAGACAUCCGCCUGCAAAAAGACCUCGUCCAAGCCCUACGGCAGCUACGAUGUUCCUACUCCCCAGAAGAAAUCUGUAGCACAUCACCAACGUCGGCAAAACCCCGAGGUCAUUCUCUCCGAGGCCGCCGCCGCUCUCGCUGCCGCCGAAGCUCCCGCUUCCACCGCCCCUGCUACCUCUAAGAAAACUCGCCCAAGCCAGGCUCAGACUUUGAGAUCGUCCGGUGCUGCCCCCAAAGGCAUCCUGCCCGUCUGCCACAACUCCCUCGACUCCUGCAUCUCCGCGACAAACAAUUGCUCCGGCCACGGCAGCUGUUUUGCCAAGGGCGGCUCAAGCGACAAAACCGGCCCCGCAUGCUACACCUGCGGCUGCGUUCCCACUGUGCGCAAAAACUCCGACGGCACCGUCAAGACGACUCACUGGGGCGGACCCGCUUGCCAGAAGAAGGACGUCAGCAUGCCGUUUUUCCUCCUCGCCGGCUUCACUGUUACCAUUAUCGGCGUCAUCUCAUGGGGCAUUGGCCUAUUGUUUAGCAUUGGCAACGAGGAAUUACCGAGCGUUAUUGGUGCAGGCGUCGUUGGUCCUCGUGCCAAGUAGACAUGGGAUUACCCUGUCCCUGUAAUAUUUCUCGCCCUCACUACCGUCCUAAUACAAUGAAAUGACCAUGGCGGGACGUGUUGUUCUUAGAUGGCUGUAUGGUUGUACGUUGCAUGUUGUCGUAUGCACUGGGCCCCUUUGUCAGCCCAAAAUUCACGAAAGCUAUAAUCCGAAGGCGACAGAAUUUCUUUUCUUAAUCUCCAAGAUGAACUCUUUUUUCCCUUUUCUUUCCGAGUCAAGGUUCAUUUCCAGCCUCAAGAUUCCGCCGAAUUUGGCGUUUAUCAGCUACUUUCUAUUUCCUCUCUUGUCCCUUUUUUCUCCUUUUGUCUUUUCCCCAACUUAUUUAAGACGUAUAUACCUUUUUUACGUACUGUACGUAGUCUUUAUUACCGCA